Colossoma macropomum (tambaqui) is the source of this 5600-nucleotide messenger RNA. It is a transcript of the gene rreb1a, whose product is annotated as ras responsive element binding protein 1a. The transcript has 12 exons. Gene Ontology annotation, molecular function: DNA-binding transcription activator activity, RNA polymerase II-specific; RNA polymerase II cis-regulatory region sequence-specific DNA binding. Lineage: Eukaryota; Metazoa; Chordata; Actinopteri; Characiformes; Serrasalmidae. Bases 290 to 5425 code for a protein of 1711 amino acids. Gene Ontology annotation, cellular component: nucleus. The record is from RefSeq and is a predicted model, not a curated record. Gene Ontology annotation, biological process: regulation of transcription by RNA polymerase II.
GAGAGAGAGCGAGCUAGAGCAAGGAGAGGAGAGAGAGAGAGAGAGCAACGCUUUGAGGAACACACCGAGAGGAAGAAAACUGAUAAAAUAAGGGCUUUCCUCUCCUCCUUGACACGUCUCAUCAUCCUCCUCUCCUCUGGAGGAAUUCACUCGAGAGGAGGAGAGAAAACACCCAAGUUGACGAACUUUGCACAUCUUCAGGAAACGCCAUUUUGAUUCCUCUCCGGAACAACUUUUGCUGCUUCUGCUGGUUUCUUUUUUUCCUCCUCGGCCCAUCACUCCCAUCACCAUGUCGAGGCGAAAGCAGCCCAACCCCAACAAAGUGAAACUGAUGGAGAGUUCAGUGGAGGAGAAAAAAACAGGGGAGAUGCUCAGUUCCGCACUUGGCACCAAGGAGACCAAGCAGAAGGAGGAGACAGAGAAAGCCGUUCCCGCACAGACACGAGAGAAACACACUGAGAGUCCGAGAGAAUCUGAGGAUAGCAUGGCGGAGCGGUCGGACGCACAGAUCAGAGAGGACAGGGGGAUAGAUGGAACAGACGGAGUGGACCUGUCCUCCAUUAACUCAAUGAUGGACACUGUGAUGAAAGCAGCUCAGCUAAACGGGGGAGUGGAGGCGGCCUCCACCACUUCCACCAAGACCACCAUCAAGAGCCCCAGCGCCAGCCGCAAUGCCAGGAAGAACCAGGAAGCCAAAGAUAACAGCUCUUCUCUCAUCUGUCCACUGUGUGACAAGAACUGUCAAACCCAGCACCAGCUUACGAUGCAUAUUCGUCAGCAUAACUCUGAUACUGGAGCGACAGAUCACUCCUGCAGUAUCUGUGGAAAGUGCCUGAGCUCAGCCAGCUCUCUGGACCGUCACAUGCUGGUGCAUAGCGGCGAGAGGCCCUACAAAUGCAGUGUAUGUGCCCAGACCUUCACCACCAACGGCAACAUGCACAGGCACAUGAAGAUCCAUGAUAAAGACACAGCAAUCUCCAUUCCCACCAGCCCUCCAUCACCGAUCAAACGGAGACGCUCUUCUGCCGUGAAGAGGAAACCCAGCCAUGAUGACGAUGGAGAGCGAACCGAAGAGCCCGCCAGCAAAAGGGUUGUGGAAGACAGUGGAGUGGAUGAGCAGGCACCGAGUAAAGGGCAAGAGGAGCUACUGCCAUGCCCCAUUUGCUUCAAGACCUUCAACACCAAAAAUGACCUAGAGGCCCAUAUGGACACCCAUCCUGACACUACACUCAGGUGUGAGCUCUGCUGUAUCUCAUUUCGGACACAUCGAGGUUUUCUUCGGCACAAUGCGGCCAUCCAUAAGCAGCUGCCAACUGACCCCAAUGGACGCCCCUUUAUUCAGAACAACCCCUCCAUACCCCUUGGCUUUAAUGACCUAGCCUUUAUUGACUUUUCCUGCCGCAAGUUCCCUCACAUUGCCCAGGUUUGGUGUGAAACCAACUUACGUCGCUCCACCAGCAAGGUUCACAGCUUUGUGUGUGAGACCUGUGACAAAGCUUUCCCUUUGCACUCAGCUCUAGACCUGCACAAGUCCACACAUGAGACUUCUGAAGGCACUCAAGAGUCUGUUUCUCCCCAGCCCUCUAGUGUUGAGCCUCCUGCGUCAGAAAAAAUAAAUUUUAUGGAUUCUUUGGGUUUGCAGCACAUCUCUCAGGUCAAACCUGUACCAUCAGAAGAGGACAUUUUUCAGGCAGUGUUGGAUAGCAUCCGAGUCAUCCAUGUGGAGCCAUCAUCAGCCCAGCAGGAGGCUGGCUUACUUGGUGGACUUGGCCUGUCACUCGUGGAUCCAUGCUCUCUUCGGGGUCUCUCCCAGCGUGAGGCUCUUAAACUCCUAUCCCUACAGCCCUUCCAGACUGGUUUUCUUGUUCAGCCGGAUGGCGGGAUGGUAGUAAAGCCAGUAAGUGAGACUGGAGUGGAACUAGCUGACAUACAGCAGAUACUCAGAGUGGCCUCUGCUGCCCCAAAGCAGAUCAGCCUCCCACCCUUGUCCAAGGCACCGUGCAGUGCAAUGCAGACAGGCUAUAAGCAGAUGCCCCCACUCAAACCAAAGCCCCUGGUGGCUCCCAGGACCAACAUGGCAGCCUCGACCCCUCCUCCCCUUGUGAGCACCCAGCAGGCGUCACUAGGCUGCAUAAGCCCCAGCUUACCACCCCCUGCUGCCCAUCCCCUGAAAGCUGGCAAGGAAUUGCCACCGUCCUCGUCCUCAUCAUCAUCUACUGGCAACCAGGCAUCAAUGGAAAGAAUGCACAUGGAGGCAGAGUGCAUGGGUGAUGCCCACACUCCUAUGGAUGUGGAUGAACAACAGAUCAAGCAGGAAGAUGACAAGACAGGACAAGAGACCUCUGGAAAGAAGGGAGCAGCUCGCAAAGGCUCUUACCCAUGCCGGCUUUGCGACCAGGUAUUUGCAUAUUCUGGGGUUCUGCAGGCACACAUGCGCUAUCACCUGGGCAUCUUGCCCCACCAGUGCAAUAUCUGUGACUACGUAGCUCCUGACAAAGCCACGCUGAUUCGUCAUCUGCGGACCCACAGUGGAGAGCGGCCUUACGUCUGCCGUGUCUGCCAUUACCCGUUUACCGUUAAGGCCAAUUGUGAGCGUCAUCUUCGCAAGAAGCACAUGAAGAACACUCGUAAGGAGAUAGAGAAAAAUAUAAAGUAUGUUACAUCCACUUCCACACCUGAUGCAUUGGACCAGGCAGGUUCAGGUGACACUACGUGCCGAGUCUGCGGCGAGGACCUAAAGACGUACCGAGCACUACAAAUCCACCUGCGUACUCAUAACGGUUUCCAGCGGAAGCCAUUUGAGUGUAAACGUUGUGGAGCAGCCUUCCUGGCCAAACGGAACUGUAUCCACCACCUGCUUAAACAACACCCAGAGGUCCAAGAGCAGGACAUAGAAGAUCACAUAGCCACUGCUCCAUCUCAGACCAGUCCUAAUCCCUCUCCACACAAUGGAGUAUCACCAAGCGCUCCUGUGCAUCCCAUUAAAGUGGAGGACCUAAGCUUCUACAGUACAGAUCCAGAACAACCACUAGACUUCUCAAAUAAAAGCAGAGGAGGGAGCAGCGCUGGAAGCACGGGUGGCUCUCCUGGGAUCAAGAUGGAGGCUGCCUCUUACGACAGUUCCAUGGAGCCCAUUGAUCUCUCCAUUCCCAAGAAUCCAGAGAAGAAGAUUAAGGGAGAGACUGAUGCCACGUUGCGAAAGGAAGUUAAAAAGGAGCAGCCAUGCCUCAACACUCUUGCCCAGGGCCUCCAGGCAGUUAAGCCCAGUGACGAGAAGUCCCAGCAGUUUGGUUGCUACCAGCUUCCGGUUGCUUUGACCACUGUCAGUGCAGUUAGCGCAACAGGUCGAGCUUCGCGGCUAAAGCCCCUGCUUCCUAAACCCACUGUUGCCGGUGUGAAGGAGCUACCACCAUUGGCCUCCAUCGCCCAGAUCAUCUCUUCCGUCUCUGGUGCUCCUGACCUCCUGAAACGGGAAAGCCCUAACAACUAUCCGCCUAGUUCCGAUUCGUCCUGUAAACAGGAGGUCAUAGACUCCUCAGUAGAGGAGCUUCCCCUAGAGGUCUCCAAGAAGGCAUGCAAGAAAAGGCCAGCCAUCAACACAGGGAAGGAAAAGUCUGUGAUGAAUAUGACAGACACCAGUAUUGACCUAGAGUCCAGCGGUGAGUUUGCCAGUGUAGAGAAGAUGCUGGCAACUUCUAAUGCCAACAAGUUUAGCACAUACUUGCAGACCAACCCAAUUGAGGUAGGAAGGAAAGAAGAACAACCUUGUGUGAGUGAUAGGAAAGAGGCUAAAGAUGAAAAACAGCUGCCAGCUAAGCAGACCCCACAGUCCCAGCAGUCCAAAGGGAAAAAGAAUGCGUACUCAAACUCUGUGCAAAAGAUGACCUGCCCUUUCUGUCCCAGAGUCUUUCCAUGGGCCAGCUCUCUCCAACGCCAUAUGCUGACGCACACAGGUCAGAAGCCAUACCCCUGCCCCAAAUGUGAAGCCCUGUUCUCAACCAAGUCCAACUGUGAGCGCCAUCUUUUGCGCAAACAUGGCGUAACCAACAGAAUCCUCCGACAUAAUGGUGCCAUACCCAAACCCAAGGAGCCAGAGGAGGGCUCACAAGAGAGUGCAGAGAGCAUGUCUGAGACCGAGCUCCCUAGUGGUGAAGCUGUGGAUCUUACAAACUCGAGACCUGAAAAGCUGACCGCAUCUGAUGCUGAGAAACCCUCCCCAGCCAAGCCGACAGAAGCAGCUGUAGUAAAACCCCUUGUCCACCAGGGGGAGUCAGAUACUGAGCCAGGGGAGAGAACAACCAUAGAGAAUGAUGAUGAUGAUUCCCACAGCAAUAAGAGCUUGGACCUGAACUUUGCCUGCAAACUGAUCGACUUCAAGUUCUCUGAAGGGGAACAGCCACAGUCCUCUUCUGCUGUGGAUGCCGAUUCACACGAACGAGCAACACCACUGGACGAGUCCAAGCUGACCUGCAAGAACUGCAACAAGAGCUUCCGUUACGCUGCCACUCUCGCAAGACAUGAAAAAGUUCACCUGCUGGAAAGCAUUGCCGACACACCUAAUGUGAACUCCAAAGCCGCUGAGGCAGCCGAGUCUUGCGAACUGAAGAAAGAAGAAGUAGAACAGGAUGUGGAGAAAGAGGAGCAAAAGGGGACCGCGGAGAGUGAAGGAGCAGGUAGUGCAAUGGACAGUGGCUCUGAGGAGGACAAGGAGGAGAGGAGUGACGAAGAGGGAGGUGCAGCUGAACCAAAGAGUGGUGACGGUGAGCCUGGGCCAUCCGGAAACAAAACUGACAAGAGGAAGAAAAUAUGCAGUGUUUGUAGCAAACGCUUCUGGAGCCUUCAGGACCUGACGAGACACAUGCGCUCUCACACAGGUGAACGGCCAUACAAGUGUCAAACCUGCGAGCGCACGUUCACCCUGAAACACAGCUUGGUCAGGCACCAGCGGAUCCACCAGAAGCCCCGUGGGACAGAUGAAGAGGGCUCAAUGGGUGGGGUCACGGGUAGAGCUGGGGACGAGGAGGGAUUCAGCGGCCCGUCGGCAAGCGAGGGAGAAUGCACCCCUACCAGCACCAACCCUCCUUCUGAGAAUGAAAGUGAAGGCAUGGAAAACAUUAAGGAGGGUCCAUGCUCACAGGAGAAUGAUGUUGAGUCUGCCCCUGCAGCUAAGGAACCAGAAGUACUGAAGAAGGGACGUGAAAGAGAAGAUGCUUCUGUGACAAAGAAGGCAGAACCUGAACCGCCAGCAGAGAACCUCCAACCCAAAGAACCGCCAACAGAAGAGCAACCUACAAAGUCGCCCACCACCAUCACAGCAUUAGAGCAGCCGGAGGGAUUCCUACAAGGCCUGUUGGAGAUACACUCCAAGCCCAACAUUGAGCACAUCAUUUCCACCAGUGAGCCCCCAAUACUGGGGGUAGAGUGAAGACCCUCUUUUCUCCUGUGCCCUCUGGCGGUAAUGCAGCGCACUCCAGAGGCUGUGCCAUACAAUUAAAGUACAUUUGUGAUACAAAAUGUUUUUAAAAAAGAAACAAAGAUGAACUUUUCCAAGUGCCUUUCUACUUUUUGCUAUAUCUUUAUCUACUACCAGAUGAUCUAGU